Molecule: messenger RNA, 3031 nt
Organism: Harpegnathos saltator (Jerdon's jumping ant)
Lineage: Eukaryota; Metazoa; Arthropoda; Insecta; Hymenoptera; Formicidae
Gene: Raf
Product: serine/threonine kinase raf oncogene
Exons: 1
Coding region: 215-2662 (815 amino acids)
Biological process (GO): protein phosphorylation; MAPK cascade
Molecular function (GO): ATP binding; MAP kinase kinase kinase activity
Source: RefSeq, a predicted model, not a curated record
AGGGAGGGAGGGAGAGAGGGAGAGAGAGAGAGAGAGAGAGAGAGAGAGAACGAUAGUAGCAGCGAAGAGAGCAAAGUAGCGCACGCUCUCUCUCGUGCGAGCGUAUCUACCGUUCACCGUUGUCGAGAGACACGGGUAGCGCGGUACACGGGCUACCGAGGUGUUUCGAAGCGCAGCUGCGGGGGCCCAGGAUGCUGCCCGACGUAGCAAGAAGAUGGCCGUGAUCGGCGAACGCAAAUACCACACGGCGAUCCGUGCGAACGUGUACACGGAGUUUUCGUGUCGUAAAAUCGGGAGCACUCAGACGGACACGUUCACGUCUUCGUUCUCGUCAUCGUCGCCGUUGCCGUCGUCGUCGUCAUCGUCAUCGUCGCCGUCGUCGUCGUCGUCGUCGACGUCGUCGUCAUCGUUGUCGUCGUCGUCGUCGUCGUCAUCGUUAUCGACGUUGUCUUCGUCCUCGGUGUCGACUCGCUGUCGUCGGCACAGAAAGAAAGGCGACCAGCCGUCGCAACUGCCCACUAUGACAUCCUCGCGCGGCAGCGGCCCAGAGUCCGGCGAGUUGAGCGACCCGGACGACGGUUACCUGGACACGGACCCGCUCAGGUCUGAGCUGCGCAACAUACAGAGCGUCAUACAAGUCACGCGGCAGAAUAUCGACGCUCUGAACAAUCGGUUUGCCGACUUCCAACAUCCGCCGUCGAUAUAUCUCAACGAGUAUCACGAGCUGACGAGUAAGUUGCACGAUCUAGAGUGCAAGGAGCUGAAGCUCAAUGAACUGCUGCACGGCGAAAAGAUACCGACCAGUGCCUCCACGUCAGAGAGUGACAACAGCGUAGCCAGGACGCCUGUCAAGUCGAUCAGUACACUGAGAGCAUAUCUACCUAAUCAGCAGCGUACCAGUGUACAAGUACGAGAAGGACUUUCCUUGAGAGACGCACUGGCCAAAGCCAUGAAGCUGCGUAAUUUAACUACCGAGAUGUGUGCGGUUUAUAUUCUGGGUAUGGGUAAUUCCAAACACUUGACGUCUUGGGACGCAGACAUCUCGUUGUUGGACUGCGACGAGAUUUCGGUCGAGAUUUUGGAUAAGUUUCCCAUAACUACUUCCAUCUCGCACAACUUUGUGCGUAAGACGUUCUUCUCGUUAGCCUUUUGCGAAUACUGCAGGAAGCUGCUCUUCCAAGGCUUUUAUUGCAGAACGUGUAAUUACAGAUUUCACCAGAGAUGCGCGAGCGGCGUGCCUCCCCUGUGCCACCAGGUACGCUUGCAGGACGCUUACUAUCAAGCUCUGCUCGCCCAUAAUCCUGAGAUUACAGCCGGGAUCUUGCAACUCCCUUCCGGCUAUGGCUUGAGCAGGAGCAUGUCUCCUUCUCUGGCUCCGUCGAGGAACCAGAGGCACCCACGUUCCCUGGGCCAGCACGAUCGUUCCAGCUCUGCACCCAACGUCUGUUUCAAUAUGGUGAAACCAGGUGGUGAGCCGGUGACUCUGGAGGAGUACAGCAGAUCUCAGAGUUUAGGCAGACCUGCCGGCACCACUCAGAGCCCCGUGUCGUCUGACAGCAGCCCGACCAAGCACAGCCAGUCCACUCAGGCCAGUCCUACCAGUACUUUGAGGUUGAAGCGGCCGAGGGCGAAGUCAGCCGACGAGUCGACGAAGAACCUCCUAGCACCGAGGGAAUCUAUCGAGGAUUGGGAGAUCCCAGCGGAUGAGAUUUUGGUAGGGCCACGUAUCGGGUCCGGAUCAUUCGGGACUGUGUACAAGGCUCAUUGGCACGGACCCGUCGCGGUGAAGACGCUCAACGUCAAAAUUCCCACGACCGCGCAGUUGCAAGCAUUUAAAAAUGAGGUAGCUGUUUUACGUAAGACUCGACAUGUGAAUAUCUUGUUGUUUAUGGGUUGCGUUAGUAAACCACAGCUCGCGAUCGUUACGCAAUGGUGCGAGGGCUCGUCUCUGUACAAACACUUGCACGUGUUCGAGUCGAAAUUCGAGCUGAUAACGGUGCUAGAGAUCCCCAGGCAGACCGCGCAAGGUAUGGACUACCUGCACGCCAAGAACAUCAUUCACCGAGACCUGAAGAGCAACAAUAUAUUCCUGCAUGACGAUUCUACGGUCAAGAUCGGUGACUUCGGCCUGGCGACAGCGAAGACCAGAUGGUCCGGCUCGCAGCAGUUUCAUCAGCCGAGUGGCUCUAUACUCUGGAUGGCGCCCGAAGUCAUAAGAAUGCAAGAGGAAAACCCGUACAGCUUUCAGUCCGAUGUCUACGCCUUCGGUGUGGUAUUGUUCGAGUUGCUGACAGGUCAACUACCGUAUUCGAAUAUAAACAACAAAGAUCAGAUAUUGUUUAUGGUAGGUCGCGGCUAUCUGCGCCCCGAUUUGAACAAGGUGCGUUCCGACACGCCGGAAGCGCUCAAAAGACUCACGGAGCACUGCAUCAAGUUUUCGCGGGACGAACGACCGAUGUUCCGUCAGAUCGUCACUAUAUUAGAGUCCAUUCUGCUCGCUCUACCGAAGAUAAAGAGAUCAGAAUCCGAACCGAAUCUGAAUAGGACGCAACUGCAGUCUGACGAUUUUCUCUACACAUGCGUCUCACCAAAGACCCCGGGGAACUUUCAACCGGGCAUCUUUGGCGCAUUUCCCUUUUAUCCUUCCGGCGGGAACAUAUAAAUGUAUUGGCUGACACAUUAUAAGUCUGAUGCACACGUUGCAUAAAGUAUUUAAAAUAUUGAAAAUAACGAUAAGCUUAACUAUGAACAAUCUAUAUAAUUCUUUCCAAUUACACUCUGAUCGUGUCGCAGAUGUUUGCUCGAUGUGGAAUGUGAAAACAUUCUUCGAUGUGGAAGGAAACGAAGCGAAAAUGGGAAAAAAAGAAACAGAGGUUUGUAUCGCCGAGAAAGAGAGCGCGGGAGGGACGCGAGAGAACGCACGCGAAAACGUACGUAGCUUUUAUCUUUAGACAUUUAUCAAACGUUUACAAAGAAAUGUAAGUUUUCAUCCGAUCAGUUGCAAUCAUUCAUAUAUAAAUAUACACACAUA